UCUUUAGAACUGCUCCUUAAAUUUUAUUCCCUCUGAAAAACAAAUGGCCGAUAGUAUCCAAACCCAAUUGUCUGCAUCAGGUUGUGCAAAACUGAUCCCGUCUGCAAAACACAAGGUUUAUUUAAAUUGAUAAGCUCUUGAGCCUUUGAAGCUGUGGUUGGGCCGGUCAGUUUUAAUUUCCGUCGGGAGUUUUUCUGCUUUCAUGCUGGGCUCGUUUAUGAUUUCCGUCGGGGAACCCUUUACAGAAGAAGAAAAAAAACUGUAAAAGCCAAUAAUUAACAACUCAUUUGCCAGUUGGCCCAAUCAUCUGGCUGGAUCCUGCUCUCGAUCGAUACUUCUUUUCAAAACUAGUUUCAUCAUGCUAAGGUUAGUUCAAAUCUAGUUUUGUCAUGCUAAAGUUAGUUGAAAUAUGUAUGCAUUUGGCAACUCCAAAAUAGAUAGUUUUAAUUGGAAACGGGAGGAGAUGUCGGUCUCAGGAAAUUGUUCUGUGGCUGUAAAUCGGUCAAAUUUGUAUACACGCACACUAGUCUCGACGGAAAAAAUCGAGAGAUAGAGAUGGCAGACGACUGAUGACCAAGAUACCGAUGACCGGCAUGAUCCUGCCGUAGUGCCGUAUAUCACGUCGCCCAUGCAUCCUUCUCCGAAACUUCUACCCAGGACCAAGAGCCCUCGCAACAUGUAAACGAAGGCAUGCGGGCGGGCAGCUUACCACCGGUUUAAAGAUCAAAGCAGAGAAUGGAACACUACCGCUGAAUUAGCUAUCUAGCCAGGCAGCCAUGCCUCUCUUGCCCAGCCACCACCACCAGCUGCUGCCGCUUAUCCUCUUGGUUGCCGUUGCCGGCUCCCAUGGCGAUUCAUCUGAUGACACCUACGAUUCCUCCAUGUGCCUGAAUGAACCUUCCAGCUGCGGAAGCUUGCAGAUCAGCUACCCGUUCUAUCUCGUCGGGAAGACAAAAGAUCUCAAGGGCAACGCCGACUCGUACUGCGGAUAUCCUGGCCUGGGGAUCUUCUGCGAAGACGACAAGAGGCCCAUCCUGCAGCUCAACGGCGCCGCCAGCUACACGGUGAAGAGCAUCGACGGCGCGCUAGCAACCGUCUCUCUAGCCUACCCGGAGGUCGACGACGGCAGCCCCUGCCCGAGACCAAAAACCGACAGCAACGUGACUUUGCAACAGGGAUCGCUGCUGUACUUUCCUGACAGCACGGUCGAUUACCUUAUCUUCUUCAUCAACUGCACCUUCAACUCUACCUUCCUCCAGCCGAGUAAGAUCACCCCGAUGAGCUGCCAAACCUUUGGCGGUGGUACAGGAUCCUCGUUCGUGCUUCCGGAUGAUGAAGUGCCCCUCGGGCACUGGCCGCAAGCGUGCAGAAAAGUCAUACAACUGCCUGUGCACAAAGACCCGAUCAACUAUGCUGAUCCUGGAUGGGAAAACGGUGGAUACGCCGGCCUUCUUCGUCAGGAAUUCCAGGUGGGAUGGAACGCCAGCGCGAAGCCACAGGAAUGUGUCCAGUGCGAGGCAUCCAAUCCCAAGGGACGGUGCGGUUACAGCCGGGCCGGGGUUUUCAUCGGCUGCUUGUGCCCUGACGGCCGAAGUUCUUCGAAUAGCACCGUUUACUGCGAUAGCACCGGUCCUCCGAAAUCGAACAAAAUGAUAAUAUAUGCAAUAGCAGGCAGCUUGAGCAUACUUAUGCUGUGUGUACUCUCCUUUGCAUUCUGGUUGGGCUACAAGAAGUACGGAUCCAAAGGAAAAUCAAAGGACACAGCAAGGAUUGAGUCCUUCCUACAAAAGAAUGGAACGGUCCAUCCAAAAAGAUACACUUAUGCACAAGUGAAAAGAAUGACGAGAUCAUUUGCUGAAAAGCUAGGUCAAGGUGGAUUUGGUGCUGUUUACAGAGGCGGCCUCUCUGAUGGUCAUCAGAUAGCAGUAAAGAUGCUGAAAGAUUUCAAGACUGAUGGAGAGGAUUUCAUCAAUGAGUUAGCUAGCAUUAGUAGAACUUCUCAUGUCAACGUCGUUACUCUCUUAGGAUUUUGCUUGGAAGGGUCGAAAAGGGCACUAAUUUAUGACUAUAUGCCUAAUGGUUCACUUGAAAAGUAUGCUUUCAAAGAUAGCUCUGAAGGUGGAAAUACAUUAGGUUGGGAGAAAUUGUUUGAAAUUGCAGUGGGAAUUGCUCGAGGACUUGAAUAUCUGCAUAGAGGAUGCAAUACUCGCAUAGUGCAUUUUGAUAUCAAGCCCCACAACAUUCUAUUGGAUCAAAACUUCUGUCCAAAGAUCUCUGAUUUCGGACUGGCCAAGCUGUGCCUGAACAAAGAAAGUAUUAUUUCCAUUGGUGGUGCAAGAGGAACAAUAGGCUAUAUUGCUCCCGAGGUUUAUUCGAAGCAAUUCGGAGCAGUGAGUAGCAAGUCCGAUGUUUACAGCUAUGGAAUGAUGGUUCUUGAGAUGGUUGGGGCAAGGGACAAGAACAUCAGUCAAAAUACUGAAUCUAGCAGCCAGUAUUUCCCACAGUGGAUCUAUGAACAUCUAGAUGAAUAUUGUAUUGGUGCUUCUGAGAUUAAUGGAGAGAUCACGGAGGUUGUGAGGAAGAUGAUAGUGGUUGGGCUGUGGUGCAUUCAGCUGAGUUCUACAGAUCGUCCAACAAUGACUAGAGUCGUGGAGAUGCUUGAAGGGAGCACAGCCGGCCUCGAAUUGCCACCAAAAGUGCUCUUGAGUUGACAUGUUUAUAUAUUGUUCUCGCCAACUUGCUCCAGCAUUUGCAUAAUAAUCUGUAAACAGCUCGGACACUUCUUGCAGAAUUACGUGCCUUUACCCCCGCUAACCUCUUCUCUGAUUUUCACCGUGAGCCAAACCGACUCAUCGUGUAAAUAAAUUCAGUUUAUACCAAUC
Messenger RNA from Hordeum vulgare subsp. vulgare (domesticated barley), 2882 nucleotides. Its product is annotated as LEAF RUST 10 DISEASE-RESISTANCE LOCUS RECEPTOR-LIKE PROTEIN KINASE-like 2.1. Gene Ontology annotation, biological process: protein phosphorylation. Lineage: Eukaryota; Viridiplantae; Streptophyta; Magnoliopsida; Poales; Poaceae. The transcript has 3 exons. Gene Ontology annotation, molecular function: ATP binding; polysaccharide binding; protein kinase activity. The record is from RefSeq and is a predicted model, not a curated record. Bases 777 to 2711 code for a protein of 644 amino acids.